CUCGAAAAAUUCUUAAGCUAUUUGGUAAAGGAGGAGUAGGUAUAGAUAAAAUCAAUUACAUUACAUAUAGUGCAAGUACUAUUUCGGGAUUGAAAGAUAUUCAAAUUCAACAUAUCAUAAAUCAGGUGGCAUCAAAAACCGUGACAAAAUGUCACGAUCAGAAUAAUUCUGAAGUAAGCGAAUAUCCGGACAAUUUACCAAAAGCUGAAAUAUCGGCAAA
Racocetra fulgida is the source of this 220-nucleotide messenger RNA. NCBI's taxonomy places the organism in Eukaryota, Fungi, Glomeromycota, Glomeromycetes, Diversisporales, Gigasporaceae. The record is from the annotation of a GenBank genome assembly.